Xenopus laevis (African clawed frog) is the source of this 936-nucleotide messenger RNA. RefSeq names its product olfactory receptor 6C74. Lineage: Eukaryota; Metazoa; Chordata; Amphibia; Anura; Pipidae. Bases 16 to 936 code for a protein of 306 amino acids. The record is from RefSeq and is a predicted model, not a curated record. The transcript has a single exon.
ACUGCAAAUAAGACCAUGGUGAACUAUUUCAUUAUAAAAGGAAUUUCCGACCUCCCUGAGCUGCAGCUUCUGAUCUUUCUGCUGGUUCUGUUACUUUAUCUGAUCAUUCUUGGUGGAAACUUAAGUAUCCUCCUCCUUGUCUGUUUGGAUUCUCAGCUGAAGACCCCGAUGUACUUCUUCCUAGGCAACUUGUCCAUCUUGGAUGUGUCUUCUGCAACAGUCACUCUUCACAAGAUCUUCUUUAGCUACAUCACAGGCGAUAAAACGGUGUCGUUCAUUGGCUGCAUGGCCCAGGUGUAUGUUUUUGCAUCAUUUACAAGUCAGGAGCUCUUACUGCUAACAGCCAUGAGUUAUGAUCGUUAUGUGGCCAUUUGUAAGCCGUUACAUUAUCACAUUGUUAUGACCCCCAGGGUUUGCAUAAUUCUGGCUUUGUUUUGUUGGGUCUGGGGAUUUUUACAAGUUUUGCCUCCUGUUUACAUAUUAGCAAACUUCUCCUGUUAUCUUUCCAAUGUAUUAAAUCAUUUUUUCUGUGACUUCGCUUCACUGAUGAAACUUUCCUGCAGUGACACUGGUGUUUUGGUGCUACUGAACCUUACAGAAGGGCUUCUUGUUUCUACUCUUACCCCAUUCAUACUUACAUUUAUCUCCUAUGUUUUUAUAAUUAUCUCCAUAUUGAAGAUACAAACCAGUGCAGGAAGACACAAAGCCUUUUACACAUGUUCAUCACACCUCACAGUUGUUGUCCUCCUCUAUAUAAUACUUACCUGCCAAUACUUGGUUCCAAACUCAAAGUCAACUGUUGACUUAAAUAAACAUUAUUCUCUGUUUAACACAAUGGCUAUCCCAAUGAUGAAUCCACUCAUUUAUAGCUUAAAAAAUAAAGAUGUGAAAUCAGCUAUUCAGCGCAGACUUAGACUUUGGAGAUUAAAUGCAUAA